AGUCAUGUAGCAAAACAUUAUAAUGAACUAAGAGAAGAAGGCAUCGAUGCACGUUAUGAAAGCCGCAUAUUCUUCCUUAGGAAUUUUAACAACUGGGUUAAAAGUAUGCUAAUAGGGGAUAUAAUAGAAAGGAUAAAAAAACAAAAUUUAAUUGAGAAUAAAAGAACAAUUAAGGUAUUGGACAUGGCUUGUGGGAAAGGUGGUGAUAUUAAAAAGUGGAUGCAGGGGGAUGUCAGUUACAUAGUCUUUACAGAUAUUGCUGGUAUAUCUGUCGAACAAUGUCGUAAGCGAUAUGAGGAUACAAAGAAUUCAUCCAAAACAGUUAACUUCUUUGGCGCUGAAUUCAUUACUGCUGACUCUGCUCAGCAAAGGCUGAAAGACCUUUAUAAAGACAGCAAUAUCAAGUUUGAUGUUACUAGUUGCCAGUUCGCAUUUCAUUAUUCCUUCGAAAGUCAAGAAAAAGCAGAACUCAUGUUACAAAAUGCUUGCGAAUGUUUAAGACCCGGCGGAUAUUUUAUAGGAACAACACCGAAUGCUUAUGAAAUAGUUAGGAGAGCGAGAGAAUCCGAAACUGGACUUCAAUUUGGUAAUAGUGUAUAUAAUAUUAAAUUUGAUCAAGAGCACUUUAUGAAGUUGUUUGGAGGAAAAUAUGAUUUCGCAUUAGAAGGUGUAGUUGACUGUCCGGAAUUUCUAGUCUAUAUGCCAUUAUUGAAAAAGAUGGCUGAAAAGUACAAUAUGGAGCUUGUUUAUUGCAAAACAUUUGGGGAAGUUUUUGAUGAAUAUUCCCUUAAGGCAGAAAAUCGAGAUUUAUUAUUUAGGAUGAAAGCUUUAGAGGUAGUUUUUACUUUAUUUGCAAUAGAAAAAUUUUUAUUCUUCAGGUAG
Molecule: messenger RNA, 882 nt
Organism: Trichoplax adhaerens
Lineage: Eukaryota; Metazoa; Placozoa; Uniplacotomia; Trichoplacea; Trichoplacidae
Exons: 6
Biological process (GO): 7-methylguanosine mRNA capping
Cellular component (GO): nucleus
Molecular function (GO): mRNA 5'-cap (guanine-N7-)-methyltransferase activity
Source: RefSeq, a predicted model, not a curated record